This is a messenger RNA of Zeugodacus cucurbitae (melon fly), 2365 nucleotides long. RefSeq names its product protein asunder (gene asun). Gene Ontology annotation, biological process: regulation of mitotic cell cycle; centrosome localization. The transcript is spliced from 6 exons. The record is from RefSeq and is a predicted model, not a curated record. NCBI's taxonomy places the organism in Eukaryota, Metazoa, Arthropoda, Insecta, Diptera, Tephritidae. Gene Ontology annotation, cellular component: integrator complex. Bases 168 to 2264 code for a protein of 698 amino acids.
AAAUAAACGAGUAAUCGAAAACUUCGUGACAUCUCUUUGUCGAUAACAAAACAUGUAUUUGCUGCAAAGUAAAUAAAAUAGCUUUGGAAGAAAUACCUGUGUGAGAAAUGAUAAAAGCCCGGUUAAUUAUUUACAGAUUUCAUUAUUGAUUUAUUAUUGUGCGAAAGAUGACUGCGUACGAUCUUAACCAAAAAACUAUUUUCGUACUAGACCAUACCCAAUAUUUUGGGAUAUCAAGUGAAGAUUACAUUCCGCUAGAAUUGCUCAAAGGCAAACCGGGUAUUACAGAAGGGACAAAUGAUGUAUCUAGUUCUGUUGGAGAGGACGUUCGAUUCAGCAAAAGCUUAUGGACUUGCUCUGUUGAAUCCUCCAUAGAAUAUUGUCGUAUAGUAUGGGACCUUUUUCCCCGGGGAAAAUUAGUUCGCUUCAUUGUUAGUGACACAGCGGCACAUAUUGUUAAUACUUGGAAUAUGACUACACAAAAUAUGUCUCACGUAUUAAAUGCCAUGGCACUUGUCGGUAUUCCACCGGAAGAUGAAUUGAUGUCCUCAGACUUUUCGGUUAUACAUGGUUUACGUGCCGCUAUAGAGGCACUAGCUGAACCAACGGAAGCUCAGCUUGCACGGUUACAAGACCGCGAAAGGGGUGCAAGUCAAAAUGUGUUGCCAAAUAAGGGACGUGUAAUAUGUAUAACUUCUGCACGCGAUAACUCUAGUAUGUCAAGCCUGGAAGAUAUAUUUCAUAAUGUAUUGAAACAACAAAAUAGUUUAGCGGCUAAACAACGAAAAUUACUGCACAUUGAUCACUGUCAUUUAGUAAUAAUAAAUGUUGUACCUCUUGGCAUUGACUCACUUGUGACUAGCCGUGCCAAGAUGGACUUUUCGCCGGCUUUGUGUAGUGAAAUUCACACUACCAGUGCACCUAAUAUUUCAAAUAAAUUAACACAUCUUAUUAUGAGCCACUACGACUUGGCAAGCACUACAGUUACUGGAAUACCUAUGAAGGAAGAACAAAAUGCUAAUUCUAGUGCAAAUUAUGAUGUGGAGAUAUUGCAUGCUCGAAAUGCCCAUACUUCUAUUUGUGGCAGUGAGGCACUAUUACCCACAAGCCGUAAAGAAGGUGCUGAAUAUGAAACCGUUACUUUAAAAUGGUGCACACCAAGAGGUUGUGGUUCCUCCGAUAUGCAACCAUGUUUAGCUCAACAUCGUGUAACUCCGGUUGAUGUCACUUCACGGCCUAGUGCAUGCCUCAUCACAUUUUUACUGAAUGGUCGUUCAGUAUUGCUUGAAAUGCCCAGAAAAACAGGUGGAAAAACAACGAGUCAUUUGCUCUCAGCACGAGGUGGUGAAAUCUUCAUCCAUGCUUUACAAAUCACGCGUUCCUGCCUCGAGGACCUACCUUCAAUAUCAGAAGGACCAGGUGGACGUGUAACCGACUAUCGAAUAUCUGAUUUUGCAUCUCUUAUAAAAGCCCAUCGCUUUGUGCCGCUUAAAGGGAAAUCGAAGCCUGAGGAAAAUCUGAAUAAAGCUCGCGAACGACUUCAACGACGUUCACGCUAUUUCCCUCUGACACUUAACUCAAGUUUGAUAUUUAAUCUACAGCGCAACCUUAACUGGGUACCGUACUUUUUACGCAAAAUUAGCAAAGAAGAUAUGGAUAAAGCUGAUGAGGCGCAAUGUCAGCAGUAUAUUUUUGAGCUUUAUACCGCUGCAUCACGUGGGGAACCACUGCCAUUCCCAAACAUGGGAGUCGGUCGGUUAAAAGGAUCAAAAAAGGGAGAUCAAUACAAGUUGAUAUGUGCCGAAUUAGAAGUGCUGAUACGUGCUUUUGCAACUACACCUCAUCACAAAGUCAUUUUAGAGAGUGUGCAAAAUGUGCGCGCUGCCUGUGGAGAUGCCACAGUCAAAACGGAAAAUGAUGGAAGUCGUGAUUCAGCUACAAAAGCUGUAAUGCGUGAUUCUCCAAUGUCGCCUCCCCACUCCAUGGACAGCAGCAGCAGCAGUAGCAUCGCUUUGCAUAAAACCCACAAACGCGCUCUCAGUGGCGGACAACGAUCCCUUUUGGACAUCGUUACGAGCACCGAACGUAGUCAGUCUGCGAAAAGAGUUGAUUUCUCUGGCCGUCUUUGUACACCAGUCGGACAAGUUGCAAAAUUAUAUCCAGAUUUUGGAAGUAAGGAAAAAGAUGCCAACUCUACAACUGCCACAACUGUAGUUAAGGACGAAAAUUUAGGAAUUAAAUUAGAGUUGGGUGCCCGAAAUUAAAUAAGUUGGAAGUAAAAGUAUAAAAUUAAGUUCUAAAAAAUGUAUACUAUACAUAUAUUAAUGAGCUAAUUUUGCAAAUUAAAUUUGAUUUUACACCUUCA